Messenger RNA from Penicillium vulpinum, 1161 nucleotides. RefSeq lists its product as uncharacterized. The coding region runs from base 1 to 1161 and encodes 386 amino acids. NCBI's taxonomy places the organism in Eukaryota, Fungi, Ascomycota, Eurotiomycetes, Eurotiales, Aspergillaceae. The transcript has a single exon. The record is from RefSeq and is a predicted model, not a curated record.
AUGACCAACGAAGAGAACAAGCGGGGCAAUCCCAACCCCAACUCCAAAUCAAAAACCCAAAGCUCCAACACUGCAGCUCCAGCCCCAUCAUCAACCUCAAACACCCCCUCCACCCCCUCCGCCCCCGCCCCCUCGCUAGCAACCCGCAUCCAAACCUCGGCAACAGGCCUAGCAAAAAGCGCGUUCAACCCAGGCUCCGACCUCACACAUACCCUAGCAUCAAGCACAAGCAGCAAACCAGCUGGUCCAUCCUCUCUCCCAAACGCACAGACAAGUAGGGAUAUAUAUGCACAAAAUACUAUACCGCAGCAUGGAGGUUCCGGGUCCGGGUCUGCGUCUGCAUCUGCAGCACAAGCUUUUCGCGAACACGAUACAGCGACGGGUGGAUUCGCUCUACCCGCCUUGACGGAAGACGAGUUCCAGGGAAAUACAUACGGAUAUGAUGGGAUAGGACUAGGAGAUGAAACAACUGCAACUACAACCACAUCUGCAACUACAAAUCAAUCCCACGAAGAUCUCCAAACCCCCUCUUCAACCUGGAAAGGCAAAACGCGCGCCCACGACCCAAACCAACUCCAAUUCGAAACCGUCUGGCAGCGCCAAUGGCACGAAGCACCCAAGCAGACAACAGCAUAUACCUCAAACGCAGACGACGGUGCAGCCGUUGUCUCCCUGCUAUCCGAUACAAACUUCGACCCGAAUUUCGAGGACCCGACAACGGUCCCAGAUACCGAGAUUGAUAUUGCCGCCAUGCCGGCCCCGCUUUCUGCGGGCGAGAGGGAGAUGCUUGAUUCUUUCCGGAAAGGGUUGGGGUUGGACGGGGAGAAAGAGAAGGAGGACAGCGAGAGGGUCGGAAGGUUAACAGGGGCAAGCCUCGUUCCUGAUAUUGAUAUGUUUUUGAGUGGGGGUGGGAUUGGGGAGGAAUAUUCCAGGGGCUCUGGUGCUAAUUCUACUUCUACUUCUCUCCGCGAUGCUGUGUUAGCGAACCUUCCUGGUGCGGGUGAUUGGGUUGGUGUUCAGGAGAGGUAUCAUGAUGAGGUUUGGGGAUUUUUGCAGCCUGUGCUUGAGGAGGCGAGGAAGGAGAUUGAGGAGAAGGGGGCUGGGGGCGAUGGGCCUGCUGUGAGGAGGUUGAAGAUGAUUUUGAUGCAUAUGAAGGGGUAA